This is a messenger RNA of Girardinichthys multiradiatus, 1270 nucleotides long. RefSeq lists its product as uncharacterized. Bases 71 to 715 code for a protein of 214 amino acids. The transcript has 2 exons. NCBI's taxonomy places the organism in Eukaryota, Metazoa, Chordata, Actinopteri, Cyprinodontiformes, Goodeidae. The record is from RefSeq and is a predicted model, not a curated record.
GAUCAACAAACAGCUGCUGCUGCACAAUGACAAGGAUCUCGAUGGCUUCUUGGAGCAUCUUGACAAACAGAUGAUGGAGGAUUGGUGGAGAAGUGUUUCAGAGAUGUCUCCAAGCUUUAGACAGAAGGUUCUGGUUCUGACAGGCAGCACCAACUCACCAGAUAGAGAAAUGAGGCAGAAAAACAGCUUAGAUCCUCAGAAAUGUGUCCCAGUCAGCAUGAAGUUCUUCUACAAUCAGUUCUGUAUGUCAGAGUUAGACAGCAACACUGAAGGGGAAAUGUUCUCCCAGAACCGACAAACUGGAUCUGGGUUUUCUGGUUCCUCACAUGAACAUCUGACCCUGAAACUAAAACCUGGAGCAGCAGCAGGUUUCUCUCCUCAUGGAAACACAACCAUGAAUUCUAGAGUUCAUCUCCUCAAAGCUUCUAUGGUCCAUGGUCCAAAGGAACUGAACCAGGAGAAUCCUCAGAUUAAUGAAGCGAUGGAUAAACCUGACCCGGUUUCCAGCUCUAGAACCCCACAGAGACCAGAUGAUCUCAUCCUAGAGUUUGACCACCAGCAGAUCCUCAUGUUAGAAGAUGAUGAUGUGGUGAGAACCUCUGCAGCUUCUCUUUAUGAGAAACAUCCAGCAGUUAGUUCAGUUCAUGUUGUUGGUCCCCAGCUCAGAGUUCAACAGGUUCAAAAAUCACAGAGAGGAGAAGGAUUUUUAAAGUAAAACUGUGUGAAUAAUCAACAAACAAAUGUUUACUUCUGUGAAUGUUGGAAAUUGUGGAAUAAUUUGCAUGAAGGGUUGAAUGAGUUUUCAACUAUUUAAUCAAUUCAAAUAACUUCAUGAAUAGAAUUUAUAACUUCCUAUGUGCUUCUGGGUUAUUUAUUUAUAGAUGAUGAUGUUUGUAACAAGAUUGUAAAUGAACUUGAUACAAGGCCUUGAACUUUUACCUGCUGCUGAACAGAACUGAUUUAUGGGGAAUAAUUGCUUUAAUAAUUAAUAAUAAUUGCUAUUGACUGGACAGGAAAGCUGUGCCCUGGUUACCUUCUCCAUCCAGGACGCCCGGACACCGAUUGGCCUACUUCAUCAGGGGGAACCUUUCAGAAAAUGUGUUUUUAAUUUGAUAUGUCUGCUAGAAUACAAACUGCUUCCUGUUAGAACCGAUUCUGAUCUUUUUAAAUGACACCAAGGCAAAACAGGAGAGACAGCUGAAGGCUGUGGAACCAGGAUGGUGAAAUUAUUUCUUGUCAAAUUAGAAUAGUUUUGGAUAUGAUCCUAGCA